UUAUAUUUAAAAAGGGAGCUGCUUGUUAAAUCGUUCCCAUAAGUUUUGCCGACUUUCGGUAUACACUCCUUUGCUGCAACAAUUUCAGGAUGGCAAUCCGGUCCGGUAGGGUCUGGGGAGGUUGGCGACCUGUUAAUAUGAAGGCCAAGUUUUGGAAUACCAUCAGUACCAAUUACCACCUUGGUUUCACAUCCUUCGGCGGCCCCCCAGUGCAUUUCAAGAUCUUCCAAGACAAAUUCGUCGAGAAGCUGCAAUGGAUCGACAAUCAAGUGUACCAGGAACUCUUCAGCGUCUGCCAGGCCUUCUCUGGCCCUGGCAGCACCAAGAUGCACUACUGUAUUAACCUGAUUCAUGAUGGUUUUCUUCCUGCUUUAUUAAGCUUUUUCAUCUGGAGCUUGCCCGGGGCCUUGGGAAUGUAUGGUCUCUCUAUUGGCGUCUCCAAUAUUGGAGACACUCUUCCCGGACCCGUUUACGCACUCCUCUCCGGGCUCAAUGCCUCAACUGUGGGCAUUAUCGCAGUCGCUGCUGUUCAACUAUCAGAAAAGGCCAUCACUGAUAAAAUAACUCGUAUGCUCGUCUUGCUUGGAGGUGCGGCCGGGAUUCUGUACAAUGCGCUCUGGUACUUUCCUCUUCUGAUGUUCGUGGCCGGCUGUGCAACCGUCGUCCAUGACUAUCGCUGGCUUCAUGGCCCUAUCAAGACUAUAGUCGGCUUGAUGAAGAACCCCACAAAACGGCUUAGGGCACAAGAGCCGGAGUCCAUCGAGAUUUCGCAGGCGCAAUCUGUCGACCAGGACAAUAAUGCCACUACCACUGCUACUUCUUUCGGCACUAUUAGGGAACACAAUGACGCGGUGGCCCGCUCGAGCCGAGAAGAUAAUGCGCAGACUCUCCCAGUCACCAAGAAUUCACAUUCAGAGGCUGACUCAGAACCACGCGUUAUCCCACCAGAGCGGUCCCUCAACUUUUCCUGGAGCUUUGGCCUUGGCAUUAUUGUCUUCUUUCUCCUCACCUUCAUUGUGAUUAUGGUCCUUCGUGGCGAAUUGCGGGUCAGGACGUACCUUUUCAGCUUCUUCGCCAAUAUGUACCUCGCAGGGACCAUUAUUUUUGGCGGAGGUCCUGUUGUCAUUCCAUUGCUCCGCGAAUAUGUUGUUGCUGAAGGCUGGGUUAGUCCGCGCGACUUUCUUAUCGGCCUUGCGAUCCAACAGAGCUUUCCCGGUCCCAACUUCAACUUUGCGGUAUACCUAGGCGCUUUGACAGCAAUUAAUGGUGGAUACAAUUCGGCCGUCGGAGCAACACUUGGGUUUAUUGGCAUAUUUGCUCCUGGUCUUAUUACAGUUCAUGGUACAAUGGGUAUUUGGAGCGCUAUCCGUGGUCUGAGGUGGGUUAAGUCCCUUCUCAGGGGUGUCAACGCCGGUGCUGUGGGACUCAUUUAUACCGCGGUUUAUCGCUUGUGGCAAAUCGGAUAUAUUGCUGAAAGUUUUCAGCAGGGAACGAGCCUGGCACAGGAGCCGUGGUGGGUUGUUGUAACAGCAUCGAGUUUUGUCUUCAGCUACUCAUUCAACUUGAGCCCUCCGGUUAUUAUCAUCAUGGGCGCCGUCUUAGGCCUCAUCUGGUAUGCAGUUACGCUCACUUAGCGACCGCCACAUUGUCUGUGGUGCUUAACACCUUGUUGAGCUUUAGGAAAGCGUUCAUAUAGCGAGUGUUGUGGAAUGUUUCGUACUUAUAUAAUCCUGAAUGCUAUAAUCUAAUAUUUGGUUGAAGGCCUUAUCUUCACUUGUUUUUACAGUCAUAUCUAGGCUAUUUCUGCAACGGCCCAUCUCCCCAAUGCGUGCGGACCUCCACUGUGGUCACGACGAGGGGCUAUAGCCAAUUAAAAUGCACGAAAUAAAGGGUAUAAAAUUCCUCUGCUAAAUUAGGUGGGUAUAGAAGUUCC
Molecule: messenger RNA, 1933 nt
Organism: Fusarium redolens
Lineage: Eukaryota; Fungi; Ascomycota; Sordariomycetes; Hypocreales; Nectriaceae
Product: chromate transporter-domain-containing protein
Exons: 4
Coding region: 90-1634 (514 amino acids)
Biological process (GO): chromate transport
Molecular function (GO): chromate transmembrane transporter activity
Source: RefSeq, a predicted model, not a curated record